Messenger RNA from Helianthus annuus (common sunflower), 787 nucleotides. RefSeq lists its product as uncharacterized. Lineage: Eukaryota; Viridiplantae; Streptophyta; Magnoliopsida; Asterales; Asteraceae. The coding region runs from base 174 to 599 and encodes 141 amino acids. The record is from RefSeq and is a predicted model, not a curated record. The transcript is spliced from 4 exons.
CUCAAGUCUUUGUAUGUAUAUAAUAAUUACCUUCCAUCUGAUAUCAGAAACCAACACAACCGAAUAUUUAAACGGUCAUUCAGAGCACACUAACUUUCACUAGUUCAGAUCAGACCUGAAAGAUACCAUAAAUUAAUACACCAUUGGUAUUCAUCUUCCUUUGAGAAAAGAACAUGUCAUUUCUUGCUUAUUAUUUCAUCCUCUACCUAUUUGUUUCCAUGCAUGAAUGUACUUCCCGCCAUCUUGGCAUGAUCGACAAGGAAGCCGAAAAUCAUCUUACUAGCAAGAAUACAACAGAAAUAAUGGCUGAGCACCAAGGAAGAAACUUUAUUAAGAAUCAUACUGAACAAAAGGAGAUCAAACUUGAGUAUCUUUUGAUUGGGAAGAAGAUGGGUAGAGUUACAGGACGUGAUGGGGUGCAAGUUACUCAAAGGGAAACCAAAUUGGAGGGAUGGAAAAAUCAUGGUCGAUCAGCAAUGGAGUCAAAGCAUGAAGAACCGGCUAUUAAUAAUGCCAAAGAUGAUCGCGUUUCCGAAGUUGUAGUCAUGGACUAUGCACUGCCACAUCGUAAACCACCUAUCCACAAUAUAGAGCCAUAAACUGCCUUUGUUAAUCAUGUGGGAAAGAAUUAAAGGGAGUAUGUCAUUGCUUUACACACUUUUGCUUUUAAAAUUUGUUAGGCCUUGUAUUUGUAAGAUUAUACGUUUGGGUGUUGUAUGUUGUACACAACCCUAAGGGGGAGAUCUCUACUUUGUUUUGUUUCUAUGAUGUGUGACAUGAUAAGUUG